Molecule: messenger RNA, 2353 nt
Organism: Phyllopteryx taeniolatus (common seadragon)
Lineage: Eukaryota; Metazoa; Chordata; Actinopteri; Syngnathiformes; Syngnathidae
Gene: slc2a11a
Product: solute carrier family 2 member 11a
Exons: 12
Coding region: 77-1582 (501 amino acids)
Biological process (GO): monosaccharide transmembrane transport
Cellular component (GO): membrane
Molecular function (GO): hexose transmembrane transporter activity
Source: RefSeq, a predicted model, not a curated record
GAAGAAAAAGCCUCGGUUGGUACCUUGAUGCUCGGACUUGCACCGAGCAGACGAACCGACGACCACUUUGACCAAAAUGUCGCACGAUGGGGAACAAAAGAGCAGCUCUUUGACAUUAGUGCUAAUGGUUGCUUCUGCAGCCAUUGGAGGAACUCUGCAGUAUGGAUACAACCUGGCCAUCAUGAAUGCACCCACUACUUUCAUCCAGACCUUCAUCAACGAGACCUUCGUGGAGCGCUGGGCCAUCCAACUGGAGGACUACCAGGUGACUCUGGUGUGGACCAUCAUUGUCUCCAUCUUCUCGUUAGGCGGCCUCGGGGGGGCUCUCAUCGCGGGGCCCAUGUCCAUUCGCUUCGGGAGGAAAAAAUGCCUGCUGCUCAGCAACAUUUUCCUCCUUAGCGGUGCCCUCUUGGCUUUGACAAGCCGAGCCGCCGGGUCUGUUGAGAUGAUCAUCUUGUCACGUGUCCUUAUUGGAAUAAAUGCAGGAAUCAGCAUGAACGUGCAACCGAUGUAUUUUGGAGAAAGCGCACCAAAGCAUCUCAGGGGGGCUGUGUCCUUGUCCUCUGCUGUUUUUACAGCCUUUGGAGUCGUGUUAGGACAAGUGGUGGGACUCAGAGAGAUUUUGGGCAGUGAGUCGUGUUGGCAGUAUCUUCUUGCCAGUAAUGCCAUUCCUGGCUUGAUUCAACUCUUUACCCUGCCCUGGUUCCCAGAAAGCCCCAGAUACUUACUCAUCGACAGGGGGGACAAGGAGGCCUGCAUCGAUGCUCUACGGCGGCUGCGUGGCUGCGAGGUCCAGAGCAGCGAGCUGGCUGAGAUCCUGCAGGAACAAGCUGAAACCAACGGCAUGAGGCCCAGCCGGCCUUGGGAGCUUUUUCGCGACCGCUCCGUGCGAUGGCAGCUCGUCUCCGUCAUGGUCAUCAGCAGCGCAAUGCAGCUUUGUGGCAACGACUCGAUCUACUUCUAUGCAUCUUAUGUUUUUAAAGAGGCUGGAAUAUCGAAUGACCAAAUCCAGUAUGUGACAAUCGGCACGGGCACGUGUGAAUUCACAGCCUGCAUCAUGUGUAACCUGCUGAUCGAGCGCAAAGGUCGGAGGUUCAUGCUGAUGGGAGGCUUCAUCUUCAUGACCGUCUGGGCCGUUGUCUUCACCAUUGCUUUGUCUUUUGAGCACUUAAUAUCGUGGAUGCCUUACUUAAUCAUGGCGUGUGUCUUCACCUACAUCCUCAGCUUCGGCAUGGGACCAGCUGGUGUGACUGGAGUCCUGCCCACCGAACUCUUCAAUCAAACUGCUCGGCCGGCGGCCUACAUGAUCGCCGGCUCCAUGAUGUGGCUCAACCUCUUCAUUGUAGGAAUGAUUUUUCCAUUUCUAGUGAGCGAGAUGCGCCAGUAUUGCUUUGUGCCUUUCGGGACAGUGUGUCUGCUCUCUGCGCUGUACGUGGGGCUGGUGCUGCCGGAGACCAAGGGCAAGUCGUUAUCAGCCAUCACCGGCGAAUUCCACAAGCUUAACUUCAAACACAAGGAGCAAGCGUACAGCAGUCAGAGUCAGUAUCAACUGGGCGAAGUGUGUGCAUCCACUGCCUUGUAGAGGCCUGCCAUCAUCACAACUAAUUAGUCUAAAAUUGCACUUUUGUAUUUUCACUUAUGUGCACUUUGAUACUUGAUUCAACUCCCACAAAUAUUCUGUGUUCCGCUAACUCUACAGCAGAAACAUACAUUUGUGUGUGCAUGUAAACACACAACUGAGACCUCCAAAUGAUAUAUUGAGGUGUGGAGGACAGGCCUUGUUGUUAUUUAGUCGAACAGUGUUUCCUAGCCUUUGUUGAUUUAAAGGCACAGAUUUUACGUAUUUAAAAAAUUUCACAGCACACCACCUAAAAAAUUUGCCCAAAAAGUAUAUAAUGAAAUAAUGAUGAUCUUGUCUCAAUUUACUCACAAAUUGACUGCAGUGGGAAAUCUGGGACUGUUGAACACAAAACUAUUAAAGAUUUUUUUUUUUUAAUUACAGUAAAUAAGUGAGAACUUUCAGAGACCAAUUAAGUGAAAUUUGAUCAUUUCCCGAGGCACACCUUUCACUGAUGAAGACUAAAAAUUGCACAUAUGAAUGUUCUCCCACCAGCUAUUUUAAUGAUGACUGAAGAUUAUGAGCUUCUGUUUGCACACGUUUUAAAUAUGUGUUUAUUUAUCUCAUAUGUUCUACUUUGUGUUUUUAAAUUCUCAACAAAAUCCAAUAAACUAUAUUGUGUUAUACUUGUAUUUGCCUGUAUGUCACUACAACAGAAUCCUUCUUGUUCCUGGAUAAUGAAGCAACAACAUGCAGUAAAUUGAUACGAUCUGUCAUGCCAAACUAUGCAAAAAG